AUGAGCACAGAUCCGGUGCCGUCGCUGGCGCUACCGGCGCCAGCCACAUCAGCGGCCACAGCAACAUCACUCACGCAGUCUGCAGCACUUCCAACUCCAGAACAGGCGCCAUCAACAACAUCACAAAAACUUCUUCCAUCCGUCGCACCGCAGUCAAUUCCAUCACAGCAGCAACCGCCGCCGCAGCAUGUAACGGCAAAUCAUCCAGCAUCCAUCGCAGCCGCAGCCACCGUCGCCCUGUCUGCUACUCUGCUCAAUCCGAACGAGUGGAAUGCGCUGGCGUCUACUAGCAUGGUCACUCUGGACGACCUACGGUCCGCUUUCCUUGAGCAACGGCAACAGCAGCUGAAAGAUAUGGAAAGAACGCAUCGUGAAAGUCUGCGCGAGCUGCUCUUCAUGUCAGAGACAUUCGACAAGGAGGAGAUCGCGGGGAGUCCAUGGAAGCUCGGCCAGACUCUGCAGGUGUCAGAAGACGACGCACGUGAGCAUGUCAAAUCCUUUCUCGACCAACAUCACCUGGCGCUCGACAUGAAGAAGUCCAUCAAGGAUCAUGUUUUGGAACAACCCAAAUUGAUCCGUCAGCGUGUUUCGCAAGAGCUCAAGACCGGUCCAAUAGAAGUCGCUCCUCCUCCAACGCCUACGAGCGCAACACCAGCCGGCGAGGUGCAACGCGAUCGCGACCUCAGGAGAGAAGUGGAGCAGAGCAAUCUGCACCGUAGUCAGGCGGUUGCCCGGGCUGCUGCUGCAGUUCAAGCGCGCGCGAUUGCUGAAGGCGUCGCCAAGAUUAAGCCGCUCACCAUCACUGCUGCAGAGACCCAAGGCGUGCGCGUAGCUCCGCUUCAGCCUGGUCAGGUGCCAAGCUUUGUCAUCGAAUCAUCCACGCCGAUCCCACCCAUCCUUUCCGGCAUUGACUCCUCCGCAACAGGCUCGGUCGAUGCGAACACUCAGAAUUUGGAUGUACAAGCUGCCAUUCCAGCUGUUCAGACAUCUACACCUACAAUCAAAGUCGAGUCCACCGACACUCGCGACGCAUCCCCAUCGAAAUCGUCCAGCGCGCUCGAGAGAGCGGUUUCACCGGUGCCUGGUCUCGCACGCAAUGCUUCGUCCCAGUCAACGAGUCUGCGAGUACCACCUUCGCCCAUGGUCGUACCGACCGUUCCCGAAAACAUCGUAGCGCCUCCACUCCACCCGACCUUGCAGGUUUUAGCCCCGAAUCCACUCUCUGUCACGUACGCUGCAUCCUUGCGACCUCUGCCUCCCGACCCGACCCGACGUAUCACCGGCGCCGGUGUAUCGGGCGGCGCUAUCCAUCACCGCAGCGGCAGAAAGCUAGCGAGCUCUCUGAGCCACUCCAACGCCAACUCGUACUCCAGCAUCGCCGCUGCCAAGAUCGGACCCGCAGGUUCCGGUCAGACAGAUCUCUACCGAUGGUAUGUUCGCGCUCGAGCAUCGCCGGGCGCAGGAAUGGUUGGCAAGGCGGACAAGUGUCUGAUGACGAGCGACUGGAAGGUGGCCUUCAACGAGCAGCGCUUCGUUCGCGCUAUGGCAAGAAUCGAAAAGCUCAAAGCGCAGGGCGAAUGGAGUUUCCGUCAGCCCAAGAAGCAGAAGGGCCCUGUCGUCAGGAAGUCGCAUUGGGAUCAUCUGCUGGAAGAGAUGAAGUGGUUGCAGACCGACUUUAGGGAGGAAAGACGGUGGAAGAUGACCGUGGCGUUCCAUCUCGCCCACGAAGUUGCUGCAUGGCAUCGUGCCCGUUCGGCCGCCGAACGAGCCGCUUUCUGUGUGUCGGUGCAGAGGCCCUACCGUCGCAGGACCGUCUCGGAGAAUGUUGAGCAGCGCGCUACGGAGGAGGCCGUCGACGAUGUCGAGAUGCCUGAUUCCACGUCCAGCACACAAGUGGAGAGCAACGCGGAUGCUACCAUAAAGGACGCCGAGUCUGUCCAGCCCGCUCGGGAUGCCGAUGUCACGAUGGACGGAGCGGAAGAAGCCGACGAAGCCGUCAGUCAGGCUAUUGAAAAUGCUCUCGAGACCACAGAUCAGGCAGCCGACGCUCGCCUCGAGAUGGACGCAGACAGACAAGAUGACGAGGCGGACGCAGAUGCAGACGAUGUGGAGGCGGCGACGGCUGCGCUCGUCUCGGGAGAGCCAGCAAAGCCACCUGUCGUCCAAGUUGUCCGGGAACCAUUGCCUCAGCCAGAACCUAUGCCUGCUCUCAGCGCUGCUCCCGUGUCGAUAGAGAAGCAGUCGACGUCUGCACUGCCAGCUCACACCGAAGGCACCGCUGCCGACGACGGCAAGCUCGCCAACGCCCUGCGGAGCGAGCCGCAAGAUGCAGACUCGACACUUACCGCUGAAUUGCCGCCGCAGCUACUCGCUACGCUAAGAGCCCCCAUCUUCAGCACUAGCGUCACCACCACGAUUGUGUCGCCAGCUGCACUUCUCGAAUCACUGGAUCCAGAAGCUGCAGCCGCUCUCUUGGGCAUUGAGGUCGGCGAUCUCUCCAAUGCUGCGGACCUGCUCGAGCCUGGCUCGCUGUCUUUCAGCAAGAUGUUCCCGGAACUGCCUCUGUACGGGGGUGUUUCUCUGCCCGACUCUAACAGCAAAAGCGACAGGCGCUGGGACGAGGGAAGUCUGAACCAGCCACCACGUCUCACACACGUCACCAAGCUUCUCGAUUCGCGCCCGCUCCUCGUCAGCACGCUGGAGCCUUCCAAGAACCGCGCUAAUGGCCGAUGGCUUCCAGACAGCGACUGGAUUGUAGCCGCUGAGCAGUCGGAUCCGCUGCGAGGAGUCGCAGAUGGCACCGAUGCGGGAUUACCGCCUUUGCCAGGCUCUUUGCUCUUUGCACGCAAAAGCAACCGAGCCGCUAAGGAUGCUAGUGGCCCCGUCUCCACGACGCCUGCCGAGCCGACCCAGUCAGACGCUCGGGCAGCCUUGUUCAUGUGGACUUCGGACGAGGACAAUUAUCUGAUGACGCUGGCGAAGCAGUAUCACAACAACUGGGCACUCGUCGCUGACCUCUUCAACUCGACUCGACUGAAUACGGCAACCGACACGCGAGAGCCUUGGGACUGCUAUGAUCGAUGCAAGCGCAUCGAGCAGGCAGCUGCAGAAGGCAAGCCACCUCCCGGACCGCCUCCCAUGCCUGCGCCGGCAGCCGACGCAGACAAGGACGGCAAGAAGGGCGAUGGCAAGGACGGCGAUGCUUCCAACGGUAAACGUGACAAGCUCAGCAAGAAGAUGGGCUCCAAGUACGAUGGCUCCAAGAGGAAGCAGCGACGAAGCAACUUGAUGGAGGUGAUGCGCAAGUCUGCCAAGCGGCGCGAGGCUAGCAAGCAGGCACAGCAGACGCAGCAGACCAAGAAGGUGAACCUCAACACGCACGAGACGCAUGCUCAGAUCAAAGCUGGACCUGCCAUCACGCCGCAGUCGCUGAGCGCGCUCAAGAACGAGCGUGACCAGGCUGCCCUUCGACAGUUUUACGAGCAGCAGCGAGCUCAGAUGGCCUACCAGCAGCAACAGCAGCAGCAGCAGAGACUAUUGGCUCAGCAGGCGCAAGCUCAGCGAAUGGCACAGCAGCAAGCGGGCGCAAGCACCCCAGGGCAAGCGGCUGCGCCGGCUGCACAGGCUGGCAAGCCGGGGGCAGCUGCCGCCGCCGGAGCUGCGAAUCUGACUCUGCCGAUCGGCAGCACAUCUGCUGCUCUUCCCGGAGCCACUGCACAAGCACAGCAAAACAACGUAGCAGGCGCAGCGAGCCAGCAGGGCGUUCAGCAAACACCGCAGCAGCAAGCGCAACAACCAGCAGCAGCCCAAAUGCAAGCGCAACAGUCGCAGCAACAACCCACGCAACAGCAGCAGCAACAAGUGCAGGCGCAACUUCAAUCGCAAUUGCAAGCAUCGCAAGCCGCUCAAAUGCAAACGCUCUACGCGCAGAUCCAACAGCAACAGCAACAGCAGCAGCAACGACAGCAGACACAACAGCUCAACCAAGCAGCCAACCUGCCUCAGGUUCGGCCGGCGGUGGGACCGCUGACGCAGCAGCAGUUGGCGACGUUGACGCCGCAACAGCAGCAGCAGUACCACGCGCAACUGGCAGCGGCUACUGCAGCGGCGGCGCAGCAGCAGCAGCUUCGGAACCAGAUGGCAGCGGUUGCGGCUGCGCAGCAGGGGGGACAGAUUCCGAUGAACCAGUUUCAGCUGAUGCAGCAGCAGCAACAGCAGCAGCAGGGUCGACCGAUGCAGAAUUCCCAGCAGCAGCAGCAGCAGCAGCAGCAGCAGGCGGCGGCGGCACUGCAGAUGUAUCAGCAGCAGCAGAGGCAGGCUGCGCAGGUUCAGGCGCAGGCGCAGAUGAGGGCUCCCAAUGCUGCACAAGCGCAACAGUUUGCAGCGAGACCGGGUGGUACACCGCGACCUGCUAGUGUUCCUGAAACACGAGACGAUCUCCGAAAAGAGCCACCCCCAUCUGAUGUAGACGCCGUCAGACAGCGGUCACUGGAAGCCGGUCGAGCAGCAGCUGAUGGAAACGCAGAGUCGAGAUCGAAGAAGAAGAGCAAGAUGGCCAUUUUUCGAAAAACGCACCAUUACGGCGACGGUCGCUUUCCUCAUCUUGGUCGCAGCUAUGCAUCACGCACCAUCCCCCGGAGAUCGGCGGAGUCUUCGACCUUUUUGCCCGAGAGCCGAGACGACGAAGACCCCAAUGCCUCUCCAUUCUUGCGCCUCGAUUACAUGCGCGAAGAAGGGUUGGAACCAUCCCAGCAGAGUCUGAUCGCCAAGCUCUCUGAUGAAGAUAUCGCUCGCCUGCCCAUCGUCAUCAGCAGCCGGAAAAAGUGGAGACCCGCCGAGCCCGGCUUUACCCUUCCUCGUCGCCAAAGACACAUCAGCGCCGACGAAGAUGCGCUGUCGGCUUCCGAGGUCGGCGAGUAUCUAUACAACACCUUCCACUUCCCGACCAAGCACCACUUGAAGAGGUUCCACCGCGAACUCGGCCACUUGCUGCACGGCAAAGCAAAAGGCGUCGAUCCCAUCGUACUCCUCGACUCGCGCUCAGUGUCAGUUGCCAUCGGACUGCCUACACAUAUCGGUCUGGAACCUCCGUUCCCAGCCAAGCAGAACAUCGACGUGAUCAUGAACCUCUUGAACGAAUACCGAUCCGGUCAAGCGUCCGAAGAGGAGCGACACCGGGCCCUGCAAAAGCUUCGAACAUAUGUCGUGGCGCACGGCUUCCGAAGACAAAAUCACCAAGUCAUGUUCCUCAUCUUUUCGCUGUUUGCAGCAGUGAGGAACGCGUCGGUUACAGAGGUCAACAGCGCGAGCACCCAAUUCGCUAUCUCGGCCAUGCCUCCAGCUCGCGACGGCAAGGUCGAAGAUAACGUGCCGGUCGAUGUGGGCUCAGAAAAGACCCGCGGUGUUGCGCAGAGAGCUUCGGGCACGUGGCAGAAAGAACGCAGGAGAGAUGGCAAGAGAGACAAGGCUCCGGCGAAAAGUAAAUCGCCCACAUCAGGCCUAGCUGACAGACUGAGGCCAGACGAUCCAAGGCUGCCCGAAGCGGGAACCUUUGUGGCGCAGGAUGGCGGCGCGCACAGUUCCAGCGAUGGCGUCGACGGCCUGCAGGAGCACGUGCCGUUCCCGACGCCGACAGCCAAAGAGAUGGGCAUCAAGAAGCCAAGCGAGACAAGUGCAUCCAGUCCUGACGACCCGAAGCUGCCUGAAGCUGGCACCUUUGUAGCGCCGGACGGAGACGCGCAUAAGCCAAGCAAGGGUGUCGACGACCUGCAGGAGCAUGUGCCAUUCCCAAAACCUUCGGCAGACGAAAUGGGCAUCAAGAAGCCGACCGAGACCUGA
Messenger RNA from Pseudozyma hubeiensis SY62, 5838 nucleotides. RefSeq lists its product as hypothetical. NCBI's taxonomy places the organism in Eukaryota, Fungi, Basidiomycota, Ustilaginomycetes, Ustilaginales, Ustilaginaceae. The transcript has 3 exons. Gene Ontology annotation, biological process: protein phosphorylation. The record is from RefSeq and is a predicted model, not a curated record. The coding region runs from base 1 to 5838 and encodes 1945 amino acids. Gene Ontology annotation, molecular function: protein kinase activity.